Suncus etruscus (white-toothed pygmy shrew) is the source of this 1222-nucleotide messenger RNA. RefSeq names its product activating transcription factor 1 (gene ATF1). The coding region runs from base 35 to 835 and encodes 266 amino acids. NCBI's taxonomy places the organism in Eukaryota, Metazoa, Chordata, Mammalia, Eulipotyphla, Soricidae. The record is from RefSeq and is a predicted model, not a curated record. The transcript has 7 exons. Gene Ontology annotation, cellular component: ATF4-CREB1 transcription factor complex; nucleus. Gene Ontology annotation, molecular function: protein binding; DNA-binding transcription factor activity, RNA polymerase II-specific; RNA polymerase II cis-regulatory region sequence-specific DNA binding. Gene Ontology annotation, biological process: regulation of transcription by RNA polymerase II.
UCGGCACGCCGGGAGCCUCAGGGAAGAGUUGAUUAUGGAAGAUUCCCACAAAAAUAGCACCUCAGAGACUGCAUCUCAGCCUGGUUCAACUGUUCAGGGAUCUCAUAUUUCUCAUAUUACUCAACAGGCAUCAUCUUUAUCAGAAAGCGAGGAAUCUCAGGACUCGUCAGACAGUAUAGGCUCUUCACAGAAAGCCCACGGGAUCCUAGCACGACGUCCGUCUUAUAGAAAAAUUUUGAAAGACCUAUCUUCUGAAGAUACCCGGGGCAGAAAAGGAGACGGAGAAAACCCUGGAGUUUCUGCUCUCACUUCUAUGUCUGUUCCAACUCCCAUCUAUCAGACUAGCACUGGACAGUACAUUGCCAUUGCCCCAAAUGGAGCCUUACAGCUGGCCAGUCCAAGCACAGAUGGCAUGGCUUUAACCAUGACAAAUUCAAGCAGUACUCAGCAAGGUCCAACAAUUCUCCAGUAUGCACAGACCUCUGAUGGACAGCAAAUACUUGUGCCCAGCAACCAGGUGGUUGUACAGACUGCAUCAGGAGAUAUGCAGACGUAUCAGAUCCGUACCACACCUUCAAGUACUUCACUGCCACAGACUGUAGUGAUGACAUCUCCUGUGACUCUUGCCUCUCAGACAACUAAGACAGAUGACCCUCAAUUGAAAAGAGAAAUAAGGUUGAUGAAAAACAGGGAAGCUGCUCGAGAAUGUCGCAGAAAGAAGAAGGAAUAUGUGAAAUGCCUGGAAAAUAGAGUUGCUGUUCUGGAAAAUCAAAAUAAAACUCUAAUAGAAGAGUUAAAAACUUUGAAGGAUCUUUAUUCCCAUAAAAGUGUUUGAUUCUUAGAAAAUAUUUUCACGGACUUACCUAAAAAUUAGAUGAAUUUUCUUUAUUUUUCGUGGAGUUUUAUAAUUAAAAGGUCAAAAAUGAAGCUUUUAUAGGCUUUUGCAACUCAAGGAUAUCUUACACAAGAAAUUUAAAGACACAGGAUAAAGUGUUAAAUGACCUCAAAGAAUAAGUGAUACAUCUGGAACCAGCAAAAUGUAAAUUUAUUCAAGAAGCAGAAAAUGAAUUUUUAGCAAUUUGAAUUUUCUAGAUACCAGCAGUGGUCAAUAACUCACCUUUGGCAGAUAAGAUGAAAUUUGGUACAUUGAAGUUUUUAAAAAUCAUUUUACUCUGUAGGUUUGCAUUUCUUUUUCCUAAAAUUUUCCCCUUUUAAUUGUGUU